GUACCUGCUGAGCACACCCACGAGAUGCUAUACCUUAUGCUGGGCUUGGCCUGUGUCAACACGGUCGUGUUCCUGGCGUUCCGCGCCCUGGAUUCGCAGUCGCCCACACUAGAGAAGGCGCGGAUGCGCUUUGGAGAGCCAAUCAUGAGGGCUGUUGGUCGCGGCAGCUAUGACAUUGAGAUCAGCGAGAUCCAGGUGGCAAACCUGUUUAUGGCUGGCCAGGUGUACCUGUCCGUCCAUGUAGGUGACUGCCAGGAAAUGUCAGCGCAUGCCGCUCCCUCGAAUGGCCUUGUUCGGUUUCAGGACUGCUUACGCUUUCGUCUGCGGAGCGUGGAUCGCGAACCUUGCGUUUUCCGACUCCUCGCCGCUGGAGACCGCCUCCAGGCGCCGCUUGCGGAGUUGAAGCUCACUGCGCAGGAUGUUCUCCGGCGCGUGCGAAGCAAGCAUGGACAGCAGUACUUCAGCUUCCGCAUGUCGAUGGAGGACAGACAGUCGACUGGGAGGCUGUCUGGCCCUGGCCUUCAGCUAGCGAUGCGAAUUCGCCAGUUGGAGUCCAGCAAGGCAGCUGCGCUUCGCCGCCCUCCGCUUGGUCUGCCGCGACUAGCAUAG
Symbiodinium pilosum is the source of this 609-nucleotide messenger RNA. NCBI's taxonomy places the organism in Eukaryota, Dinophyceae, Suessiales, Symbiodiniaceae. The record is from the annotation of a GenBank genome assembly.